AUGCAGGGUUCUGAGGAGGUGCGUGCGAGCGUGCCCAUGAUGGUGAUGAUGGCUGGAGACCCUCGGGCACAGUGGACCAGUGCAGAGCUGUUGGUUCAGUCGUGGCUGCCUCUCACUGCGGAUCACUGCGGAUCACUGUCAGAAGCCCCAUCGCAUAAGACAUCAUCUGGUCUCAAGAGGAGGAGCGUGGCCCUGAAGAGGCACAGCAUGGGGUUUUGA
Knipowitschia caucasica is the source of this 219-nucleotide messenger RNA. The record is from the annotation of a GenBank genome assembly. Lineage: Eukaryota; Metazoa; Chordata; Actinopteri; Gobiiformes; Gobiidae.